AAAACUGAAAGCAGGAGUCACUCAAGCAAGACUAACCCAAGGGCACAAUCGAGGUGGUUUCUCCGCAGACCUCCUGGGACACGAGUGCAGAAUUUCCAACUCAAAAAUGAGUUGACAGCAAGGAUUAAUUUAAUCAAGCAGCUCCUGGUGAUUGGAAGCUUAUUUGGGCACAGGUGGUAUCAGCAAGUGGCAGGGAUUUGUGUCAAUCCAUCGUCACAUUUUGAAUUAUGAAAGUCGUACUUUGGGAGCAAGCCUUCAGAAAAACGCAAUGGAAGUGCAGAUUGAUUUUUUGCACAGGUGGGAAUAAGCUUCUCGAGUGAUUGCCAGGAUGGGCUCUGUUCAGAGUCAGAGAGAUGUUCAUGAUUUAUUUUCAAGUCUUCAAUGUGAAUAGGAAGCAUCCAUGAAGACAGAAGCAAUCAAUUCGUUUUCUGACAGUAAGGGAACGGAUGACUAUCGGAUCUGAAGACAACCAUGCUAUUCAAUGACUGCCUUUGACUGCACUAAGGGACUCAGCAUUGCCCACCAGUUUGACAGCUUUAACACAAACGCUCUAGACUUCUGUCGUUGAGCUGUGACCCUCCUGCUGCUAUGGAAUCUAGUCGGGCAAGCAGAGAGCGAGAGAAGGAGAAAGCUGAAGAACCUCGACGAUCGAGUAAGCAGUCUGGACGGAGUCCGUAUGGCUCUCGCCCUGGCUCUAACCAGUCGUCAGGGGUUCUUAUGGUUGGACCAAAUUUUAGGGUUGGCAAGAAGAUUGGAUGUGGCAAUUUUGGAGAACUUCGAUUAGGUAAAAAUCUCUACACGAAUGAGUAUGUAGCAAUCAAACUGGAACCUAUUAAGUCCCGAGCGCCACAGCUUCAUCUAGAAUACAGGUUUUACAAACAACUCGGCAGCACAGCUGAAGGAAUUCCUCAGGUUUAUUACUUUGGACCAUGCAGUAAAUAUAAUGCUAUGGUACUGGAGCUGCUCGGACCAAGUCUGGAGGACCUCUUUGACAUAUGUGACCGAGCGUUUACACUGAAGACUGUGCUAAUGAUUGCCAUUCAGCUGCUUAACCGAAUGGAGUAUGUCCACUCAAAGAGCUUAAUCUACAGAGAUGUCAAGCCAGAAAAUUUUCUAAUUGGAAGGCAAGGCAAUAAAAAGGAUCACAUAAUCCACAUAAUAGACUUUGGUUUAGCCAAGGAAUAUAUUGAUCCCGAUACCAAAAAGCACAUCCCCUACCGGGAGCACAAGAGCUUAACGGGCACGGCAAGAUACAUGUCCAUCAACACUCACCUGGGCAAAGAGCAAAGCCGCAGGGAUGAUUUGGAGGCUUUAGGACACAUGUUUAUGUAUUUUCUACGAGGCAGCCUCCCCUGGCAGGGAUUAAAGGCAGAUACGUUGAAAGAACGCUAUCAGAAAAUUGGCGACACAAAGCGAAACACUCCCAUUGAAGUUCUCUGUGAGAACUUUCCAGAGGAGAUGGCAACUUACCUCCGCUAUGUGAGGAGGCUAGACUUCUUUGAGAAACCAGACUACCAGUAUUUACGUACACUAUUCACGGAUCUUUUUGAAAGCAAGGGCUAUGCAUUUGAUUACGCAUACGACUGGGUUGGCAGGCAAAUACCCACUCCAGUCGGGUCCAGUCACGCAGAGCAUGGAGUGAGCAGAGAAAGCCACGCACACCGAGAGAAAGCUACACUUCAGCAGCCACUUCGAAACCAGACAGGAGCCGCUGAUCGCAGAGGAGCAUGGGAAAUUCAGCCUAAUCGGCAGCAAAAUCCUUCCUACCUGACCUCACAGCUGGCGUCUGACAGACACGGGGGCUCUGUCCAGGUGGUUAGCUCAACCAAUGGCGAGCUUAACAUCGAUGACCCAACAGUGGCACAUUCCAGUGCACCAAUUGCAACUCAACCAGAGGUGGAACCUUCAGAAGAUACCAAGUGCUGCUGUUUUUUCAAGAGAAAAAGGAAGAAGAGUACAAAUAGACAUAAAUGACUGCAGCUCUCCAGGGACUACGAGGCUCUGCUUGCAUGUUCAGCUCCCUUCAUUUCAGACGAAAAUGCCACCUAACUGGUUGAGAAGCUUCAGACUGAUCUUUGUUUUGUUUUGUUUUUGCCUGUGCCUACGUGUCCUCUGACUGGGGAAAGGAAUCCUCCUCCUUCAACACUCAGGCUCGAUUGCACUUCUUCAAUGGGAUCGACUUGCCGCCUGCCCUGCCAGAAGUGGCCAGGAGCCCAGUUCCGGGCUUUCUUUACCCUGUUUCCAUCGCCAUGGAGAGGUGAGGGGAAGGAGAGAACCCCAGGAGAUUUGUCCCGCCACAAACUGAGAGGCAAGAGACUUUAGUGGGUACAAGUGUUCUCUGUACAGAGACUCCCACCUGGAGCAAGAGAAGAUAGCCAAAGUGACAAUGGCAGCACGGGUGGAAAAGGGUGCAUUUGUUGCAAAAAAAAAUGGUUGUUCUAUUUUGUGAUGUAGCAUACAAGCUGUGAGAAACUUACUAUGUUUUUUUUCUUCUUGCCAAGCCUUCAUCCCAUGCCCUUCCCUUCCACCCAACUAUUAAGACUUUUCUUGACCUUGUUUGGAUCUUUUCAGAUGCCGCCAGAUGUGUUUUGUGCAUGCCGUCUGAAAUCAAUUUUAAGAGAAAGAGGUAGGCUCUUUUGCUUUAAGGUGCACUUAACGUAGGAGCGGGUGUGCGCGCGCGUCGUUGGUGUGUAUGCGCGUGCUUUGUCACUGAUAUCAAUCAAAGAUCAAACCCACCGCAGAUAGUGGACACACGCUGUGUGCUGCAGUCACUUCCAAACCAGUACUGCCACUUUUAAAUGUGUUUUUAGUUGAAAUAUUGAUAUUUAUAUCCAAAGAGCUGUGUUUCUAUGGAAACAAUACAAAGUGGAACAGCAUUAAUUCCCGUGAGAUUUUUAUUUAUUUUCAAGUGGGAUGUCUACAAAUGUCACGAGCCUUCAACGAGCAUCAGAUUGUAAGGACUGCUGCAAAUCCGUUGCCAAAAUGAAUGAACAGCUCAUUACUUAUGUUUUAGGUAGUUUCACUGGAUUUAAACAACAAGUAGGUAUUAGCACUGCAGGGAAGGUGUUCUCUCAAGGAACACAACCUUCUCGCUUCAGCCAGGUAGACUUUAAACUUUUCCAUGUCCCUCUCCCUCUUUGUGGUAAGUGUACAAUUGGUCUUAAUCUUUCUAGGGUCCUGUAGAGUAGCUUUCUUUUGAUAACAUUGCAGGGAUCUUCCUGAAACAAAUGAACUUAUUGAGAUAAUGGGAGCAGACUUUACAGGGAAUGUGAGUGUGGGUGGGGUUGGGGUUGGGGGGAAGUGGGGGGGUUGUUAAACAGAGGAUUUACCCUCUGGUCUAUUCUGAAAUUCGAUUCUUAAGCAUAACUCCGUACCUGCUGGCCAGAGACUGCGGGGGAUUUUUUUGCUUAAGGCAGCUGUAUCCUCAGGAAGCCGCAAAGUGCCUGUGGCUUUACUCACCACCCUUGUAUUGCCAUGCCACAAAGUUGGCCAAGCGUCGAGUCCUAAAGGUGUGCGUGUGGAAACUGACCAUUUGCCAGAAGCAGUUCUCUCACUUUCCAGGGGUUUAAAGUAAAAUUCAGUUGAUGCCUAUCACUGAUACAGAUUGAGCAUUGUGACAUUGCCAUUACGUGGAGCCAAUCAGUGGGUCUUGGGGCAGUUUCUGAUAUUAACCAUGCCACAACAAGGGGCUUGGGCUGUGUACAAUUCCGUAGUUUCCAUAGUGAUGUGAAUUCAACCAAAGUACUUCCAAAAUGCAGUGAGCUUAUCGAAAUAAAGUUUGGAUAGUUGUGCCCAUUAGCAUUUGAUUCUUUGGAGUGCAAAAUGUUGUAAUUACUAGCUGCAAUGUCGUUAAGCUCUUGUUUCUCCCUCUGUGGUUGAAAUGAUGCAGUAUCACUUUGGACUUUGAGGGCCAACACACUUCAGAAAUCCAAAUGAGCAUGCCGAGGCAUCAAGUGACCCUAAAGACCUGUAGGUGGGACAUUAGUAGUUACAAUUCUGCAUACGUGACUUGUCAGGAUAAAUAUGUCUUGGCCUGGGACAAAAGCAGGCUUUGCACCCAUAAUUCAAAUUCUUGAAUGACAGAGAAGUCUUCUCCACCCAGAAGUAUCUGGUAUAUGUCCUCAGGCUGCUUAACACUUCAACCUCCUGUUCCAUGUAGGGCACAACAAGAGUCAAACAUUCCACAGUGUAGGAAGUAAAGGUUGGUGUUGGUCACCUUAUGUUACUGUAUGCACUCUUGAAUAUGUCCUGGAGUUUAGAGUUAGUAGACAGAAGCACAGAGCUGUGCUCAGGGUGAGGGGUGAAGCAAUCUUGCGUAACAUUCUCAAGAGAGGUAGAACUAUUUGAUCGUCUUUUAUUGGACUCAUGCAAAAAUGUUAACACUUACCUUUUGAAUAUUCUUCUGUUUUUAACACUGAAAAGGCUGUUGCUUUUAAUUACCAGAUUGCGCAGCAACACUGUUUUAACUGAUUGUUGGAAAGUAAUUAUUUUAAUUGACCAUUUUUUUUGUGUGGGUGGUGGGGGAAGGAAAUACAGCUUUUUAGAAACCAGAUUUACAACGUUCCAAAAGGAGACGUUCAUGAAAACGGUUUGUUUUUUUUCUGGCCAGUAGCACAUACACUUAGAGACUUUCCCCAUUUGUGAAAUCUCCACAAGUUGGAGAGUCAGUAAAAAUCAAGUGGUCCGGUCAGUAGUUUGCACUGCACAGUACUCCAAGCUGUUCUGGUAUAGACAGUUGCCAUUAUCCAACCUUUUACAGUAUCUAGGGAUUCUACCAGGCUGUCAAAUUAGCUUGUUAUGCGGUUAUAUCCAUACCCAUUCUGCUUACUUAAUGGGAACAAACUACUUGUUAAUUCAGAAUUGUGUAACUUGAAUUUUGUUAGAGCAAAUUUUAUUUGAAUAAAAUUGUCUCCUGUUUAGUUUUAUUUAUAUUAAUUCAAACCAUUGUUCGUACGACUUUCUUUUCAACUCUUAAUGCAACGUUGAGGCAAGAUGAGUAGACCCAUAUUUCAGUGUGAAUGUUCUGGCCAGCUUGCUCCACUUCUUUUGGUCAAUUUGUGCUGUAUAACUGGAGAAGUAGGAAAAAUGCAAAAUCGGGAAAUAAUAAAUACAAUCCUCAACUGCAGGGAAGAAAAAUAAGCAUUGAAUUUGGAAAGGUAAUGCAAGUUUGUGUACACAUUCCAGUCACAGCUCUGGAGAGUGAUAAAAGUCUGGGAUCUCAGAAGCACUCAGAGCUUGAUUCUUCAUGGUUGCUGUUAUCUCUCUGGAUGUGAUGUUCCAAACGUGGAGAUGUUUUGUGUCCUGUUAGAGAUGAGCUGUGGAUUGGCCUCUUGGAAUUUCUCUAACCACUUUUUUUUAAACUGUAGCCAGAUUGCAAGGUAACAAUGACUUCCCCUGCAAUACAGAGAGAUGAAUAAUCUAUACUGCCCAGGAGCCAGCACUGCAUGAAUCAAAAAGAACAGUGAUUGUAAUGGUCAUUACCAGCACCUAAUUUUUACUAUCUGUAAUUAGUAAAAAUAACUUUCCUUUGAUCUUACUAUUGUUCCCAAUUUUUACUUUUGUUGAAAACAUUUUAUCUGUUUAUAUGUUAUAUUUGCAUCUCAAAAAAAGGUGAUGUUCCCUUUUAAAAUGUUUGCACUUUCCCAGGAGUUUCUAUGUUUGUUGAUGAUUUACAUGGUACAAUGGAGAUGAAUGGUGGCUAAAAUUCAAAAAUAGAUAUCCUGUCUUUUUGACUUCCAGGCUCAUGAUGUUUCCUGGUGAUUUCUACAUUUACAAAAGUAAAUAGGGUUAAAAUUGAUGCCUGCUGAAACAACUUGUAAAACUACCUUUUGAAAAUAUAAAUUCGCUAAAUUCUUUCAAAGAUUGAGUUUCUAGACAUGGAAGAUGUCAUGAAAUGUAUGGUUCUGAUGGAAGCACUGGCAAUUAUCUCUUGAAGGGACAGAUCAAAACAGUUACACCAAGCAGCAUUGGUGUCCAUCUUGAUAAUUGUGUGUGUUAAGUGAUUUUUGUGUAUGUGGACACUAAUGGCAAUGGGGUUCACCAUGGGAAAGGCAUGGGCUUUCAGUUGAAUUUUAAUUUGGUAAUUGUCCAUGGUUUAAUAAAGACCCACCAGAUGUAUUUGAAAUGUGCUUACUUGGAAAGGUGUUGUAAGGACACGUACUUAAAUAUAGUAGUACAACGUUAAGCGUUAUCAGUGAAGCGCAGCGGUGCUGUAGUGGCAUCAGCACCAGACUUCGAGGCAAAUGGUCCUGAAUUCAGAUCCGGCCAGCUCCUUGCACACUUUGCCUCCGUGCUGGAUGGCAAAUGCUAAAAAAAACAGGAAAAAUGCUGCCUGAUGCACCAUACAAAAAGGAACAACAAUGGAAUGCAACCUUUAAAAUCAGAAAGAAGCUGUUAGGUGCAAUAUUUAGAUUUCUCAGCCAUUAUCUUCCUUCCUUCACCACCCUUACAACAUCCCUCCCCCCUUCCUUAGUGGGUGCUUGUUCAGGACCAGGUGCGUUUUUCCUGAAAGCAGCAAAAACCAAUAGGAAAGACUCGGUUGCUUAGACGGCACUCCCUUUAUCUUUGGCUGUAUUCUGGGUAGGGUGAGUAAAAGCUGUGUUUUAAUACCCUUUGGUGUUGUAACGCAGCUCAGGAUCGCUACCUGAGUACAAACAAAAUUCAUAAAGUUCAAAGUUAAUAAUUGCAAAGAAAAACUGCUACUUAUUUUUAGGUUUGCAUUCUUUUGUAAUUGUGUUGCCCCCUCUGCUGUUUGUUCUGUAUUUACACAAUGAGAUAAUGAGAGUUUGCCUACAGUGAAGUGUGUGAACUGCAGCCAUGGAAGUCUUUUUUAAAUUCAUGGUUUACUGGAUUUUGUUCUGUGUCUCUCUGUCUCUCCUAUCCUCUUUUCUGCCUUUAGUAUUUUUUCCACUGGCCUGACAAACGUGCUAUGAAACUCAAGUGUUAUGAUAAAGAUUUGACUUCCUAAGUUGCAUCCACACAAAAACGAUAAGUAAUAGCCCUCUAUCUCCAGGCCUCUGGUGACCAGUAUCAUUCAGGCACUUCUUUUUGAAGGAUCUCACAAAGGCAAGUUGAUACUUUGGAGAUUUUCCCCUGAAUUCUACAUUAUAACCAAACAGAUUAACAGUACACCCACCCCAGUACAAUUCUCAAUAACAUUCAAUUCCUCUUUCUUGCGAUUUGUUUGGGAUUUUAGUGAGUCAUCAGUAACCGUUGGCAGUGGCAGUGAAUGUGCAAAAACAUCCUGCUUUAAUAAUGCAAAUCAUAAAUAUAUUAAAUUGGUUCAAUACCUGCAAACAUACUAAUAAAUUUUAAUGUUCUAUUAAGCACGUUCAUAUCCUACACUCUAAAGGAAGCAAUGUUAAAGACUUAUCUGCUCACUGCACAAUUUUUGCACCUGGGGUCAGGCAUGAGGCUCCUUUUUUGAGCCCAGCAAGGACCAGAUGAACAAAUUGUCCCCCUUACCUUCAGGAUGGGAAGCUUCAAAGCUGCUCUGCUGUGCAACAUGUUGAUUUCCAGCACAAGCUGUUGCCUGGAGAUGCCUCUUAAGAAAGAUAACCAGUUGGUAUUCGCACCAAUUCUACUUCAAGGAAAUGCCAGUUAAGAUCUGAACUGGCCUUUAAACUCAACCAGGUCUUGGAAGCAUUGGUUUGGGCUGAUUUCAAGCCACACUCCACUGGGUAAAAGAGCAGGAAGAAUGAUCUCUGCAAAAGUAAAUUGGGUCAAUGCACUGAAACUUCCUUGCCUCAUCUUGGGAAGAUCAGCUAGAGGUCCCUUAGUACUCUAGCCCCAGAAAAAUAUCGUGUCAUGUCAUAAAUGCUGCCUUGACAUUAAACCACUAUUAAACUACUAAAUAAAUAAGGUUCUCUUAUUUCAUACUUCAGCCUGGCAUUAGUUGUAGAAUCUGCAGUAUCCACUUUAGCGCAAUACCACAGAUCCAAUGGUUGAUCUUACACUACAAGUUCUUUACAGAAGUAAGUUGCUGCAUUUAGGAGCUGUGUGUUGCUAUCUGGACAAAUAAAAAUGAAUUUGGUUCAAGCACAAUGAUACCAGAAGUUUGGGAAACCAGACACUGAGUGCCAGACCUCCUCCAGCUCACUGUGGCUGCCUCUCUCGUCUGCUGAGCCUGUUGUCCACGUGAUGAUGCAUUGGUUAGAACAGUUAUUGACAGUACUGCUUCAACGUGUUGGUGCUGAGGAGAAGGACUUGGACCAAAGCAAAAAUCAAUUUGUUCAGAAAGUAUUUCAGUGAAGGUUGCAGGAAACAAACUACAUCCCCCAAUAAAAGCAGUGAUAUUUCUCAGGAUUCAAUGAUUGAACAAUAUUUAAAAUUAUAUGCAUAAACAGUCUCAGCAGAUUAGGCAUCACUCCUGAUUGAUAGGGAAGUUAGCCAAUCAUAUCCACUCUGCCUUGCUGUAGGAUAGUCAUUAUAUUCAGCCUAGUUUAAAGAGGUUUGUACUGGGCUUCAGAGUUUGCAAUAUGUUACUAUACAGCUGCUCGCACAUUUCCCCAGGGUCUAAUACCAGCCGAGGAAACAAUUGACAGGAUAAGUUUGAAAUUUCAAAACAAGACAUUUUUUUUACAAAAAGUCAACUUCCUAAAUAGUGGGUGGUGUGUUUGCCAGGCCAAGCUCAUAUGCCUCCAUGUCUUCAACCAGGAGAGUUUGAUGUGAGGUUCCACUUGCAGCUAGUGCUUUGUACUGGGCCAAAUUCACCCCUUUGGGCUCAUUAUGAGAAGACAGUUUGCCUUUUAAUUCCUACUGGCUCCUCCUAUCUGAUUGAAGGCCAUGUUCAACACUUGCCAGAAAAAUACAUUGAUAACCUGGUUAUUUCAGUCAUUGGCUGUGAAGGUGUAAAAUAUUUUACUUCUGAGUGGAUCUACAUUGAUUUAUAAAACAGAUCCCUGGGGUUUGUAUCUAAGUGACACACUAGGGCUGCAGGAGAGAUCAGAAACAGGUUUCAGACCCCUGCAGGGUAACAGCUAAUUGCUGGGAGGUGUCCUUUUUACAUUCUGCCUACAGAAAUGUCCUAAAAAAUACAAUUAUAUGUGUUUUAAGAAUCCUGGCCCUUCCCAAUGGCAGCAUGUUAUUUGCAUGUCAGUAGUAGCUGACCCCAAGCUCAGGAACGCUAGCCUGCAGUAUCAUCGUGCCAAAUACUUUCACAGGCAUAGUUAAGUAAGCCAGGAGAUGGAAAAGCAGAGGAAAUUUCUCAAGGUUGAUCCUGCAGAAACUUUAAGGAACUUUGCAACCACCCUUUCUUCUCCACCUCCUGAGAGUGUAAUUAAAGGAUAAAUCUCUGGUGAAUUGCAGUGUAAUUAUAAUUAUUAGUCAUCUGUGCACUAAUACUUAUCACCAUUGGAGCAACAAAGCAAUCUGAUGGAGGAAUUCAGGGGUCAAGCAUCACCUGUGGGAGGAGAGGAAUUGUCAGUUUCGAGUGCAGUCCAGUACUGCCGCAGAGUUUUGACCUGAAACACUGGCUGUUCCUGUCCUCCCACUCAGUUCCUUCAGCAGACUGUUGCUCCAGAUCCUAGCAUCUGCAGUCUCUCAUGAUUUUUGUCAUGUAUUUCAAUGACUUAUCUUAAUAUCCUUUACUUGGAGCAAGCGUCUUGAGGAUCCAUUUCUGAUGUCCUAACCUGAGAGCCCCCUCCCAAACCUCCUGAAGGUCUGUCAUGAGGUAUUUAAAAGGUCCCCUAAUUUACUGAAGUUAUGAAGCUGUGGUAAUGAAGACAUUCAAGCUAACCCUGUUUGGGUUUGUUGUACAAACCACUUUUUCAAAUGCAUUCUGGAUUCUCGAAAAUAUUUGCAUCCUUCAGUUCCCUAGAACUUCCAGAAUUAAGUCACAAGCAUAAUGUGCUGAAUGAAUUUGCUGAGCUAAUUGUGGGUUGGCUGACUUUACUUCAAGCCCCUUUCUUUGACACUGGAGGAGUGAGAGAGGAGGUGGUGACUUGCCCAGCUCGCUUGCCUUCAGUGAAUAAUGAGUACUGUGGUCAGGUAACGUAGCAUCCACAGCACAGGCAGUAUCACAGAUUAGACUUCGCAAACCUGAUGUUUCCUUUUGUAUUGUUAGCUAAGCAAUCAUCCCAAAAGAAUGUAAUGCUCUCCUCUUUUAUUUAAUUAGGAAGCUAGGCUGAUGGGAACUCUGAUGAAAGUAGAAAAUCUGAAAUAAAAGUAAAAACUAAAACACAUUCAAAUCAGCAUUUGUACUGGAAACCCUUGACUAUCAAGAGCAUGUUCUGCUUGAAGUUAGGAGCGAGAGUUGCUCUUACUUGUGAUAUUUAACUCCUGUCAGUGCUCUGUCAUGCCAGUUGAAAGCCUAGCUGUCUUUACCACUCCAACCCAAUAGCAGAGCUGAAAAUGCUGGAAGGGGUUGUCAGUUCGGACAGAUAACUGGGGAGAGGAGAAGAGGGAUUGUAUCAGUCCAACUGAGCUGCCUGUGUGCUUCUCUCUUGGAUGAAGCAUUUGAUGAUUAUUUUUUAAAUUUCAGAAUUCCAGCAGCUGCAGUAUUUUGUGAUAAGUCUGCUUAAUUACCUUCACCAGUACUUGACUUCCUGCAUGUUUGGCAUGGCCAGCACUCCUGUUUAUGGAGCCACAGUCUAUGUUUGAAGAGUGUCUUUGGAAUGAACCUCACAGAACACCUUUGCUAAACCUACUUUGCAUUCAUUUCUAGGUUUUAGACAAGGGGGGAGGACUGCAUGAGUAUCUGGUUGCAAUGUUUCUUUCUCUGAGGCUCAUGUGCAGGACUGUAUAUUAUUUCAUCAGACAUAGAAUUUUUUUUUUCUGAUUUCAGUUUAUCAAUCUGCACUGUCUUUGGUACUGUGAUGUAAAGUGGGGCCUGAGACCCAGCCAGGCCUGACUUUGCCCUUUUCUCCUUACGUUUGUUGCCUCUACCCCUUUCAAUUUGGAUAGGACCUUCUGUAUGUUUGGAAGUAGAAACUGCAGGGUUGCACAGUCUUAUCAUUGUACUGUAGAAAUGUUCUACUGUAAAAUUCCAAUUAAAACUGACAUUAUUUCUA
This is a messenger RNA of Hypanus sabinus (Atlantic stingray), 11009 nucleotides long. RefSeq names its product casein kinase I-like. Gene Ontology annotation, cellular component: nucleus; plasma membrane; cytoplasm. Gene Ontology annotation, molecular function: ATP binding; protein serine/threonine kinase activity. The coding region runs from base 589 to 1974 and encodes 461 amino acids. NCBI's taxonomy places the organism in Eukaryota, Metazoa, Chordata, Chondrichthyes, Myliobatiformes, Dasyatidae. The transcript has 13 exons. The record is from RefSeq and is a predicted model, not a curated record. Gene Ontology annotation, biological process: peptidyl-serine phosphorylation; signal transduction; endocytosis.